Molecule: messenger RNA, 9408 nt
Organism: Polyodon spathula (Mississippi paddlefish)
Lineage: Eukaryota; Metazoa; Chordata; Actinopteri; Acipenseriformes; Polyodontidae
Product: zinc finger protein 609-like
Exons: 9
Coding region: 532-4710 (1392 amino acids)
Biological process (GO): regulation of transcription by RNA polymerase II
Cellular component (GO): nucleus
Source: RefSeq, a predicted model, not a curated record
CGUUCGUCCUCUGUGUUGCUUACAUUGUAUCAAUCUCCCAGCAUUGAAAUAUACAAACUGCCGUCAAGAUAUGGUAUAGAUUCAACGAAAUCAAAUCAGGGAUUAAAACUGGAGUCGAAACCGGUUGAAAAUUGGAUUGUAUACCGGGGAGACGGAGCAGAUGUUGAUCUCAAACCGGGGCCGAAAUUCAACCUAAAAUACUCAUUUUAGCCGGUAUCUUUCAAUUUUGAACAGGAUCUCAACGUGCGAUGGCUGCAGUCCAGUAAGCUGGCCUUUCCAUCAAUUCCCUACUGUUGGAUUUCUUUGGGGUUUCAUUUUAAGUAUUUUUGGCUCGUUUUAGCCCAUUUUUCAAAACUUCCAGGAUCUAUGGAGUGCACUUAAAUAUUAUAUGGUGGAUCGGGGUCGGAUGUGGGGGGAAAAAUGUGGGUAACUAGGGUGAGGCUACCGAGACCCUAAAGGCAGCUAUACCCCCCCAGUUUUCUCAGAAGGUGUGGGACCUCACUGUGGCAAGCCUGGGCCGCGGGCACUAAGAUGUCCCUAAGCAGUGGCACUGCAGGCGGGAAAGGUGUGGACUCGAAUGCGGUGGACACUUACGAUAGCGGCGAUGAGUGGGACAUAGGCGUCGGCAAUUUGAUCAUUGACCUCGACGCCGAUCUAGAGAAGGACCAGCAAAAACUGGAAAUGUCUGGAGCCAAGGAAGGAGGAGGCAUGGCAGCGCCAACCAAUGCUGUGGCAGCCCUACCCGAUAACAUCAAGUUCGUUAGCCCCGUGCCAACCCCCCAGGGCAAGGAGAGCAAGUCUAAAUCAAAGAGGAGUAAGAAUUCCAAAGACAGUAGCAAGGCCUCCUCAGGCGAGGGGGGCAAGAGGGACUCCCAAGCGCGCCCCCUUGGGGAUAGCAUGACAUCCACGGGCACAGCUGGUUCCAGCAACCCCCCGACCAGCAAAGGCACGGACAAAAGUGCCAAAGCCUCCCGCAGCGCCCCUAGUGGCAAGAAGGAGAGCAGUUCUGGGAAAAACAAGAAGGAUAAAACUGAAGUAGCUGCAAGCUCUAGUGAAAAGGAGGCCAGCGUACAAGGCCUGGCUUUAGCUGCCAGAGGCGGGCAGUUUGAGGCCCCUCCGAGCGCAGACUUGGCAGCAGCUGAACAGCUUGGGAAUAUGGCUGUUGAAUCCAGUGGGAUUGCAGCUCCAUUGGGAAUUAAAACUGAACCUGAGGAGCUGAACAAUGAAACCCGGACACUGAAGAAAGUUAAAACAGAAAAGAUGGAGUCUCCAGUCUCCACGCCUGCCCCUCCCCCAUUGCACCUCCUGACUCCUGUGGGAAACAAUGACAUCGCCUCCCCCUGCGAGCAGAUCAUGGUGCGCACGCGCUCUGUUGCCGUCAACACCUCUGAUGUAGCCUUGGCAACAGAGCCAGAGUGUUUAGGACCCUGUGAACCCGGGACCAGUGUAAACCUGGAAGGGAUCGUUUGGCAGGAGACGGAAGAUGGAAUGCUUGUUGUCAAUGUGACCUGGCGUAACAAGACCUAUGUGGGGACGCUGCUGGACUGCACAAGGCAUGACUGGGCACCGCCACGGUUCUGUGAGUCGCCCACCAGCGACCUGGAGAUGAGGAAUGGCCGGGGAAGGGGAAAGCGGAUGCGGCCCAAUAGCAACACUCCUGUGAACGAGAACAGCAACUCGUCUGACACCAAGGGCAGCGGCGGCGGCAGCAAGACACGGGCGGGCUCCAACAGCAAGGGCCGCCGCGGGAGCCAGACCUCAUCUGAGCACCGCACUCCGCCCAACAGCAACACCGAGGACGUCAAGGCCAGCCCGUCCUCGGCCAACAAGCGGAAGAGCAAGCCGGCCUCUGACAUGGAGCCCAACUCCAGCUCGGAGGACACCAAGGGGAGCAAGCGCAUGCGCACCAACUCCAACAGCAGCGUGCCCCCUCCGGCCAUGCCCGUGCCUGCCGUGAAAUCUGAGCCCCUUCCACCUCCCGUCGACCGCAACUGUCCUUCACCCAUCCUCAUUGACUGUCCGCACCCCAACUGCAACAAGAAGUACAAGCACAUGAAUGGCUUGAAGUACCACCAGGCUCGCGCCCACAACGAUGAGGGCUUUAAGCAGGAGAUGGAUGGGGACAGUGAGUAUGGGGAGGACUCUACGCUUCAUCCUGAGCCUGGGAGUUGCAACGGAGCCUCCGUUUCCCAAAAAGGAUGUCUUUCGCCAGCACGGUCUCUUACGCCAAAAGGCAGAGGCUUUGAAGGUCACAGCCCAUCCCCUUCUCCUGGAAAGUUCAGCUCUAAGCAAUCCAGCAAAAAGAAGUCCUGUGACGCAGACCAGGAAUCUGUUGGGGUCCCCGUAGACGGUUCUGAAAAUGGGCCCUGCCUCACGGACGAGGCUAGCAACGACGGUAUGGAUGACAAGAAAGGGUCUGACAAGGACAAGUCAAAGAAGCCCAAUAGUGGGAGUGCCAAGCCUGAUAAGGUCCAGCAAAAAAGUUUGAAGUCGGCCAGACCCAUAGCUCCAGCCAUACCUCCCCAGCAGCUCUACACUUUUCAGACAGCUACCUUCACCACAGGCAGCCCGGGUUCCUCUCCAGGCUUGACCACCACUGUUGUCCAGGCCAUGCCCAAGAGCCCUCAGCUGAAAGCCAUCCAACCCAAACCCACUGUGAUGGGAGAGCCCUCCACUGUGAACCCAUCUUUGAGCAGCUCCAAGGACAAGAAGAAGAAGGACAAGAAGAAAAAAGAGAGUAAGGAUGCGGACAGUCCCAAUCCUUCUGGUAAAGGAGGAAAACCAGAGGAAGGAAAGAGCCCUUACUCUGAGUCUUCUGAUCCUGGGAGCAAGAGCGACGGGAUGUUGAACGGUUCUUCAGAUCCCCACCAAAGCCGCUUGGCCAGCAUCAAGGCCGAGGCGGACAAGAUCUACAGCUUCUCAGACAAUGCUCCUAGUCCAUUGAUAGGUGUGGCUAGCCGGCUUGACAGCACUGGCAUGGUCCAGCCAAUGGCUCCUCUUCAUGUAGUGACCCAAAAUGGUGCAGACAAUUCUUCAGUCAAGACAAAUAGCCCAGCUUACUCUGACAUUUCUGAUGCAGGGGAAGACGGGGAAGGCAAAGGAGACAGUGUGAAGGCCAAGGCAGAUGACCAGGCCAUAAGGGAAGGGGCUAAGAAAGCCCUCUUUCCUUCCCAAACCCCUAGCAAGGAGUCUCCUUUCUAUUCAGGCUAUGAAGCCUACUAUUCUCCUAACUACACCAACCCCAGCCCGGGGGCUUCCAAUUCUAGCACUUCGCUGGCAGAAGGCCAGCCUGUAAAAAUAAAGAAAGAGGAGGAACCGGAACCCAUCGACACAAAGGUGAAAGUGGAACCUCCGGAAGAACGGAAGCCUGAAGUUAGCAUGCCUUGCCAACAGCAGCAGCCCUCUGUCAUACAACAGCGCUCCAACAUGUAUAUGCAACCCCUGUACUACAACCAGUAUGCCUAUGUCCCACCCUAUGGAUACAGCGACCAGGCAUAUCAUGCCCACUUGAUGGCUUCCAAUCCAGCGUACAGGCAACAGUACGAAGAGCAUCAGAGGCAGAGACAAGCCGCCGAGCAGCACCGUGCGGCCGAGAAGAAAUCGGACAUGGCCAUGAGAGAGAGGGAGGCAGCCAUGAAGGAGGAGUGGAAACAGAAGGCCUCUAUCCCUCCCACUCUCUCGAAGGCCCCCAGCCUCACGGACCUCGGAAAACCGGCGCCACCAAGCAAGCCUAAAGACUCUGAUUCAGAGCCAGCAAAGUCAGUCAUAAUCCCCAAGGUGGAGGACUCCUCUUCCUCCUCCUCAUCUUCCUCUUCCUCCAAGAUCCAGUCCCAUCAAGCAGAGGGGCUGAAAAUGAAGCUGAGCGAGGGCAGCCAUCAUAGCAAGGAGAUGUCCGAGGCGAGGUCCAGCAUGGAGUCUAGCAGGCAGCCUGCAGUGGACCAGGCCAUGUGGUACAGACAGGAGCCCGACUCCAGAAUGUGGCCCUACGUCUAUCCUAACAAGUACCCCGAUUCUCAGAAGCAGGAAGAGGAGCAGCGGUGGAAGGAGGAACGUGAGCGGGAGCGCAAGGGGAAGGAGGAGAGGCCCAGGCCCAAGGAGACUGCCCCGAAGGAGGAGAACAAGGAGAGCAUGGACCCCCGACUAGCCAUGCCCCCAUCGGAGGACCAUCGCAGCAAGGACCCCCGGUCUACCACCCACAUGCAGUUCACCUCCCACCUGGCGCAGCACCAGUCCUACAUGCCCUACAUUCACGGGUACCCCUACGCACAGGGCUACGACCCCAAUCACCCGGGCUACAGGGGCAUGCCCUCCGUCAUGAUGCAGAACUACCCAGGUUCCUACCUGUCCUCAGGCUACUCCUUCUCCCCCUACGGCAAUAAGAUGCCGGGCAGCGAGGAGGGAGAGAAGUCUCGAUCCAGCCCCACGGUGAGCAGUAAAUCCAGCUCCGAGUCCAAGGCCCUGGAUAUCCUACAGCAGCAUGCCAGCCAUUACAAGAGCAAGUCUCCCACGGUGAGCGACAAGCAGGCCCACGAGCGGGAGAGAGAUGAGCGGCCACGCUCCUCCCCAUCGCAACGCCUGAUGACCUCACACCACCACCUGGGCUACCCGCUGCAGUACGAUCUACCCUACGCAGCAGGCCUCUCAUCUUCAGCCAUCAUUGCCAGUCAACAGGCCUCAGCCCCUUCGUUGUACCCACCACCAAGGAGGUGAGACAGGGAGAGACCCGAUUGGCUCACCUCCAUGUUGAAACGUGUCAUGUGACUGGAUCACAUGAGGAAGCUUGUGGCGUUCAUUUAGGCAUCAGUUGAAUGGUGUUUCUAUUUUUUUUUUUUUUUUUUUUUUUGCUGCUGUAACGUCAGGCAGACUGUCGUCCUAGCAUCUACUUCUUAACUCUGGACUUUGAGAGCUGGUACAAACCAUAAAUCACAAAGCCAUCUAUGUUGAUUAUUACACACAGAACUAGCCACUAAACCUGGUCUUUGCACUGUGGACACAAUGAACACAAAAAACUAAAAACGAACCUGAAGAGACUAUUCUUUUGAUAGCAUUGUUUUUUCAUCAACAGCAGUCGACAAGGCCCUACAGGAAUUGUUGGCUGAACCGAGCCUUAGUUUCCCGCUUUCCACUGAACGGACGCUGCACCCCUUUUCCGAAGACUACAGAGCUUUUCUACCGUCGAACCGAUACAGACGUGUUUGCUGGCCAAGGGUCGUGUCUUUGAAGCCCCUCACACACGCAUUGUCUGUGCAAGCUGAAGCCAUUUUGAAAUCUUGCAAAAUGCAUUCCGAGAUAUCUGAAACAUUUCAACGAAUCAAAACCCCUUCUUUAUUUUUAGAUAUUUUAAAACACUGCUUAGUUCAGGAGUUUAAUCUUGAAUUUAAAAUAUCUUUAAAUGAGCUGCAGCAGGUAUAUUUUGUGUGUGUGAGUAAGAUGCCUGUGAAUAGUUACCUUAUAUAAAUAUAUAUAUUCUCAUAGGAGAAUGAGAUAUCUUUAGGUUUGUUUUAUCUUAAAUUAAUGGUGAUUUCUCUGUAUGACUUGCUCUUCAUAGACAUCCUGUUUUUAUUUUGAACUGUCUAGCCGAGGUGGCUUACAGACAUGAACCCUUCAUGGUUUACAGCAAUGUCUGUGCAUCCGUUAUCCACUGUGCUAAUGCUGGCUGUUUUAAAAGGCAUAGCCUGCUUUUAAAUGUAAUGAUUCACUGGAUUGUGCCUGGGCUUGUCAUCUUGUGAGCCACACACAUCACAGAGAAUUUGAAGUCAUGUGUUAUAAAAGGAAUGCACAACAGGGGGGGCAGUUGAGUAAAACAAAACACAGUCAAAUGAGUAACAGAGUUACUCCAGUUGCCAGUAACAUGCAAUUGAAAGGAAACACCAGAGUUGAACCAGUGCAAUGUCCCAAUGCCUCUGGAGUUAAAAUUAAUUACAUUUCAUUAACAAUUUAAGGAUUAUCACAGGGAAAUAGUUCAAUUUUUUUCAGGUCUACAGAUUCAAGAAAUGGGUGUGGCUAAGAACUAUGGGAGUUGUAGUUUUUAAAUUGGUGCUAAAUAAAGAUGGCAGAGCUUGGCAGCUCCCACUAUCCACCGUUGAUUCUGAUUGUAAAACAGCAUGUGUGUUUGUUUUUUUUGUUUUUUUUUACUGCAAUAUGGUGGCUGGUCGUCUUGUAAAAUCACCUUCAAUUUGAAUAAAAAAUCUGAAAUCUUUUUUUAAAAAUAGCUGUUUAUUUGUAACAAUGGUUCUAAGCCGGGAAUAUGUAUUUUAGGAGUGUAUUAUAUUUGCAAUCCGCCCAAUCAUUGCGGAACGAGCAAAUAAAGGUACCUUUCUCAGUUUCAGUAGCGGAGAUUUUGCACUAGUCUUAAAUGAAGUCUGAAAUACUGAGAUUCAUACCUGUUUUUAAUUCAGUAGCGGUCACAGCCUUUGCUGAUUUAUUCGAGUUGGACUUUUGUAACACUACACAGCAGCAGUUUUGAAUCCCCAGAUAGUGAUUAUGUACUCAAUUGGAGGUAGUCUCCACCAACUAUUCAAUACACAGGAGGCUAAAUCCAUUAUGCUGUGGAUGUAUUACUGAUAUUACAUUGCUUGCUUUGGAAAAGUCUCGGAAAAUCCUUUGUGUACACGUGGAAUUCAUCACCUCUAAAUAGCCUUUUCAUCACUAUUUCUCUUUGUGCAUAUUGUAGCACUGAAAGCACUACUCUGCUGUGUGUGCAUUCUGCAUACUAGGAUGUACCAGAGUUUGUAUCUCUCUCUCUCUCUCUCUCUCUCUCUCUCUCUUUCUCUCUCUUUUCCACACACAAUGUGGUUUUUGUAUAUAUUGUACAUAGGAAUUAUUUUAAAAAGCUGUCUGAUGCUAUUGAAAAAAGAACAGUAGCUGGCGUACCAACUUUCUCUCUGCAGUACUGUGAUUUUUUUAAUUUUUUUGUUCUUUUCUUUUUAAACCUUAUUUUUGUACAGUUUUGUGCCCGUCUAGAAACCUCAAAAUGAGAGCCACUGUUUUUACCCUACCUCCGUACAGGUGGCCCUUUUUAGGUAAGAAUUUGGAAGGUGGGAAGGAGGCAUUCAAAAAUGCUAGCGCUUCCCAAGUUCCUUGUUGCUGUAGCCAUGCUCAGUGUCACUGUCACUACAUGCUUUCCCUGGUUUUCAUUUAUGUUGUGAGAUGAUCAAUAGAGCCAGUCAUAAAUAUUGUUGAUAUGCAGGAUGUGCAGUCAGAAAGGCACUUUGCAUUCUUUUGAGAAAAAAAAAGAAAACACAUUUCCAAACUGAUUUUGAAGUAUCUGACAAGAGAAGUAUCAAACUGCUCCAUUCUGCUGCUUUUAUUAUUAUCUUUAUGGUAAGCUUUUAAUGCAGUGGCAGCUACAGCGCCCUCUAUGUACUGUAGGUUGAUAGUGCUAGAAUAUUGUAGCAUCCUUUGCUGCCUUAACCUGCCACCUGUUUGUUUGUUUGUUUGUUUGUUUUUCUCCACAACAACAACACAGUGGAUAUACAAUCAAAACUAUAUGUUUAGAGGGUUUGUCACUGAACAGCCUGGUCUCAGUUUAUAUUUACAAGUAUUUGGGUCUGUGGUUGGCAGCUGUAUGAAAUCUCCUCUUCCACUCCCUAGGUCCCUGGUUAAAGAAUUCAUAAAGGCAGCCUGUUUUUAGCAGGUUUUAACUUUAAAGUGGAGAAAAAUGUAAGAAUUGCAUUGUGUGUAAUAUACUGUUGAGUUCAUGUUUAUUACAUUCAUAUUUGAAAGUGACAUGUUUGAAGGGCUAAGUAUCAAAGUGGCAUAUCCUUUUUUUUGAGAAGAAGCUUGUUCCUCAUUAGACUGUGUAACAUGGCACUGGGUUUAUUUAAUAUAGUUUUAUUGCCCUUCCUACACACAAGUUGUCUCAAGCGACCUUGUCGAUUUGAGCUGAACUCUGUUUUCUUGUUUUUUUGUUUUGUCUUCUGAACCAGAUCCUUUUUUUUUUUUUUUUUUUUUUUUUUUUGCUGCUCUCCUCAGGAGAUAUACAUAAAAUAAGUGGAAUUAGUGGUCUAAAAAUGUCAUAACAUAAAGUUUCCAAACUGAGCGAUGCCACUUUUCUACUUAUCCUUUCCUUUGCUUGGAUGUUGCUAAGCAACCCAACUAUAGACUGUUCCUGGCUGUAACUCUCUGAUGCGCCGCCCACUUUAGAUUUAUGUUGGCUGAGCCCAGGUGAACUUGGUACAUCUGAAGUGUCUGAACAUUUUCCUCUGUAUGAAAGCGGUAUCAGUAAGCCAUGAGAAUGCAAUGGUAAAUAAAUUGACCACCGGUCGGAAGCAUUGAAGGCUGUAUUCCAAAACAAGGGAGUCAACCUACCCUAAACCCUCACAGUCUAAACCUCCCAUGUCAACUAUUUCUGCAGAGGCUACUGUGAUUUCAAGUUUUGUAACUACAAAACAAGAAAACUCAUUAACUGUGAACUCUACAAAAUCUUAGUUAUUGAAACUGCUUUGAUCAUUGUACCUCAGAGAGAAUAGUGACAUUGAGAGGGUGGAUAGUCAUAUGCAAUAUUACAGUGGAAAGACGCUCUCUGCAAAGCCUUGGUUUGGUAUACAGUAUGUGGUAUUCAGCCCUGUGUUACUUUGAAUGUUGGCUGCUGAAUUGGUAUACCCUUCAAUGCUUGUGACGUUCUGCUUUUGUGCACGCUCUACUAAAGUAGGUGUAUAGAUAUACCAAUUUCUGGCAGUCAACAAAAUCAUGCAACCCCACUGGCUGCUAAAUUUGUCUCUCAUUUCUGUUUUUUAAAAUACCUUCAACAAAAGUGUAAUGAAAUGUGCCACCAAAUGGAAUAGAAUGGGUUUCAGAGCAUUAUAAACAAUAAGGGAUGUCUACAGCAAAUUAACGUCUGUGCUGACUAGAAAUCUUUUUCAGUUUUCCAUGUUUUUUUAAGAUAUAAAAGGCUGAGGUUCAACCUAGUUCUGUUGGUAGUAACUUAACAAUGUGUUUACCUUUGCACCCAGAAUCACAAAGCUGUUGUAAGGGUGCUACAGACAGGAAGAAAGUGCAUGGUUUCAAUGUGUGUGAAAAUGUUUCUCUGAUGACAAAGCCAUUGCUCAGCCCUGUUUGGAAAUGGUGUUUUCAGAGACGUCAUUUAGCAGCAAGAGAAGGGAAGUGAUCUGUUACUGUGGAUGCAGUUUUGCUUUCUAAAAAUCCGUAAGGUUUUGUUUGUUCUUUCCUUUUUCUCUCCUGACCACCCUCCCAGUCAGACACAGGGGUGAUGGAAUUCAUAACCAUCAUCGGUACUUGAAAGGUAGAUGUUUACAGCGUUUUUCUUUUUUGAUUGCUGCGUUUGAUUUUACCUUCUCCAAGUUUUCUCUAUGUAAAGUGUACAUUACCAUGUUUCUUUUUUUUAAUACAAUACUGUAACUUGCCUUUGUACAUUUAGGCAAACAAAAAUAAAUCUUUUUAUGAGAC